AUGGCCAGAUACUUUGGCUUUUUCUUUAUAAUUACAGCGCUUUGCGUAGCAACCACGGCUGCCAUGGCAACAACUCCCGCUUAUUCUUCUCCUCACGUGCCAUCCGUCUCAAGUUGGCGAAACCAGGGAUCAACAAAAGGUCGAGAGAGUAGAGCUGCUGCUGCUGCUGCUUAUUAUCCACUCUUCAGCACAGUCGUUAAAACAUACAACGCCAACUAUGCUUUCGAAGCAAGAGACUACGAACUAUACAUUAACGCUUCCGGCAUUCUCCCAUCCACAGCUGCUGGAUCAUCCCGUUUACGUUCUUCCUCAUUGCACGAUCCCAUUGCCACCGAUUCUCUUGUCUCUGGACCUGCACUUGCAUUUAUCGUGGUGUUAGCCCUUGGUGCAUGCAUGUUCUGA
This is a messenger RNA of Lichtheimia ornata, 402 nucleotides long. RefSeq lists its product as uncharacterized. Bases 1 to 402 code for a protein of 133 amino acids. NCBI's taxonomy places the organism in Eukaryota, Fungi, Mucoromycota, Mucoromycetes, Mucorales, Lichtheimiaceae. The transcript has a single exon. The record is from RefSeq and is a predicted model, not a curated record.